Macrosiphum euphorbiae (potato aphid) is the source of this 3168-nucleotide messenger RNA. NCBI's taxonomy places the organism in Eukaryota, Metazoa, Arthropoda, Insecta, Hemiptera, Aphididae. The record is from the annotation of a GenBank genome assembly.
AUGGGAUGCGGGACGAGCAAUGUCGAGAACAGCCGCUGCCGUCUCCGCGCCGAUAAGGAGCUGUACUUGCCGUCAACGGAACUGCAUUUCAACGCCGGUCAGAUGCAAAGGCUCAACGACAACUUCCUGCGUGGUUACGAAAACUCGGAUGACAUACCUACUAGUUCAUCAUCACUAAACGUCGAAGCCAUAGUUAAUCGUAUUAUGCAACGUUUGUUGUGUGGAAUUGGGAAGUUGGACAAACGAUUCGCCUGCAAAUUUUUGAUCACGGCAGAACCCAUGUCAACCUCAAUAAAGUUAUCCAAAAGCUUCAGUUAUUAUGUACGACUUGACGUAUUGUCAGAACCGAAAAUUUACGAAGACGAUUUUGACUACCAAGUAAAAUGUGUAGUGGAAGAAGACGGCGUACCCCAAGGCUUUGCUAAAAUCCGACUAGUCACCAAUGAACCCGAAAAAUGGGCUGAUUUAAUUGACAAUGAUGGAUAUCUCAGACGUGAUAAACUAAAAUUGCGCUUCGUUGAAUUGCUGGCCAAGUCCGCUUCCUGCAAGAGUGACUUCGUCGGUCGACCCGAAGACGUGGACGAAAGUUACUUGUGUGGGUGUCCUGGUAAGAUCGUCGACGCGGGAUUACUGCACGAGAUCCUCAAGAGUCCCGCUGACGAACAUGUGUUUUUUGGGAUGGGCAGCACCGGUUCCAGUAAAUUUCCCGACCCGAGAGAUCUAAGGAUCGCCGUCGUCGAAGACGCGCAGUGCGUCAAAUUGCGCAUAUCUGGUCCUAAAACGUCCGGCGACAUUGCCGUCGUUCUACUGCCCGCCAUAGAGUUUUCCGGUUGGCCUAAGUACACAGACGUCCUGUCCAGAAUACCUCUCACUCAUCCAGACAUUCUCAUACAUCAACAAGCCACGACUAUGGGAUACUACGCGGUUCCAGUGGCGCCACAUCCAACGGUCCGGUGUUACGGUCGGCCGGCCACUUUUCAGAUGAGAUUCCCGGCGGCCGAGUGUCUGUACCAGACGCACUACUCGGAACGGAGCGUGGUGAGCAACAUCUACCACUUCCUCCGGACCAAGGUGCCGAAGCUGCGGAAGGGCGAAAAUGGUGUGUGCGUGGUAAGCGGUUACAUGCUAAAGACGCUGCUGUGGUUCCGGCUGGAGGCGUGUGGCCGGGUCGAGGACUGGGACCACCGGUGCGUGGCCGUGCACGUGCUGUCGGUGCUCGACUCGCUGGUGGCCGCGCUCAAGGCCCAGCACCACCGGUCGUACUUCUACCCUUACGCCAACGUCGUGCUGAACGCGCCUCGGGCCUGCCGGACGAUGGUGUCCGAAGAUGAUUACCAGAACGACGUGGAGAUCGUGGAGGCAUACAUGUACGGACUGUUCGAGAAGUCUAUGGGCAGCGACUCGAUCGUCACCGGACAGGCGUUCCAGAACACGGACGCCGAUUACUGGCAGAACUUGGAGUCGGUCAUGCUGCACAAGUGGCACCGGGUGCUGGAUACCAUGGACCCGAAGCCCCGGAGGUUGGAUUACUCGAGGAAACAAGUGGAGUAUAUCGGCGAAGUGUUCAAGGGGAUGUUGGCCACCAGGCACUGCGUUUCGACGGGCGCGGAGGAAUCGUCGUCCGCUUGGCACUUUCUGACAGAAGAAAAGAUCCCACGGUGCAGCACCGGGUUGGUAGCUGGAGACGAGAUCGGGCUGGACGCCGCGUACCUGGUUUCGGUUGUCGCGGAACAGGCCCUGGCCAUUUACGGGGCUGCCCGGGACAAGAAGGACGACGACCGGAAGCGGCGGCCGUUGCGUUCAGCCGUCACAGCCGACAAAAAGAGCGGUGUCGGUGGUGGUGGUGGCCGCCGCGGUCGGUGUCUCGCGGGACGCCAGCGCCGCCGGACACAGUCCACCGGUGGUGGACCGGAAGCGGUGCGCCGGUUGCUAUGUGAUGUGUACGCGGACGCAACGGUGGCCGACAUUUCCGGUGACUCAGACCUGGUGCGGUUCGUGCUCGGACGGCUCCAAACGGCGGCUGCGGCCGCCUCGGCCACAGACUUCCGACCCCUGCGGUGCAGGCGACGUCGAGUUGGACUGGGCCCGCCGCUGUCGCUGUUCCUGCGCCAGCUGUACGACGUGUCGCACAGCACUUGUUGGCACCUGGACGAGUGGCGGCGGAGGUGGGACCGGGACGAGCUACGUUCAUUGGGUGCUUUCGCCAGACUGCUGUGCAGGGACGAAGUGCGGCCUACCGAUGCGCUGUUGGACGCCAUACAGAAAGGAUGGUCUUGGGCCGACAAACUGCUGUUGGCCGCCGUCGAAUUCCAGGACGGCGUGGACAUAGUCUGCACGCCGGGACCGGGGGACGUGCAACGUUUCAGUAUAUCGCUUUCGGAACCUGAACAGGAAACAUUCGCGUCCCGCAGCCUGGGCCGGGCCGCGGACAGACAACAACGGUAUUCCGCUCGGGCGGACACGGUAUCCAAUAAAUUCAAAACGGUUAGAGGCAUGUCGUUUUUGGACGCCGACAGCUCGCUAAACGAAAAGAAAAACGCUCCGAAAACGACCGUCGCCUCGUACGUCCGUCUUCAGUGGCAGAGUCCCAUGACAGCGACGAUUGCAUCCAACAGAUACAGGAGCAACCACCGGGUCCUGGGAAACAUCGUCAACGCCUUGAUAAACUUACAAAAGUACACAGUGUUGCAGGAAAUGUGUGCAGUAUUGCCGGAAGACAAACAAGGGCCGGUGCUGGACGAUAUCCGAAAGAUCAGCAAGGAGAGACGCCGGCAACGGGCACCGAUGUUGGCGUCUGCCGCGGCUCGCCAAGGCCAGUCUGCACCGGCCGACGGAUUGACCGGCGUCUAUCGGUCGACGUCCGAACUGUCGUAUGCCUGCGCGAUGGCCCCGAUCACAGACGAAGGCAACGGCCACGGCGCGGGCGUGCUGCGGAAGUCCGACGCGGGCACUCUGAUGGCCACGGUGCGGGCGGCCAGACGUAGACAGUCCAUGUCCGCCACUGUCGUCUACAACCCGGCAUUCUACGACGCGCCAGAAUCGCCACCCAUGGCCACUUUGCCGGCGGCAAUCAACCCGGCAGGCCAACCGUAUCUACACAUGACACCCGAAAACUGGUUCAGUCUGCAUAGCCGGCAACGGCCGUAUCCGGAUCCGGACGUUCAAUGA